CUUGCUCACAGGGUGCUUUCACUUUCUGUUAAGAGAAGGAAACUGGCCUCUGAAGGAGCACGGAGCUCUUGACUGACUGUGAAGAACAUUGGUUCCUGCAUGGAUCUCUAAGUUAUUCCAGUAUUUUGCAGUUGGAGCUCUUUUGUCAAGAUCUGGUCCUGAGCCUCAGCCGUCACAGAGCCCUGAGCCGUUUGUAGGUGUCUGAUCCUCUGGAGCUGGAUCUUUCUUUGGUGGGUCCUCGGUGAAGACCACUGCCAGACCGGUGACUGUGACUUGCCAGACAUUCAUAACACCAUGCCCACCAGGGCGACACUCCCAUACAGGCUCUACGUGAACAGCGUGUUCUUGUUCCUCCGCGUGCCGCAGCUCUUCUCCACCUGCGUGGCAUUCUCCUUGGUGGCUGACAUGGGCAUUUGGAGAGGGGACAUAGGUAACUGGUUCAUGUCCUGCUGGUGCAUCUGUUUCAUUGUGACCCUAUUCAUAGUCAUAAUUGAGUUAAAUGAUCUCCAGCCUCGCUUUCCUUUCUACUGGUACAACUUUCCCGUCACCUUUGCCUGCUACGCCACCCUCAUCUGCCUCUCAGCCUCCAUCAUCUACUCCGUCACCUACGUCCAGUUCCUGCCUGAUGGCCCUGAGUGGGACCGGGCCAUCGCUGCCACUGCAUUCUCCUGCAUCGCGUCAGUGCUUUAUGCCAUAGAAACGGCGGGCAUGUGGAACUUCUACAAGCUCAAGGAGAUCCCCUGCUACCUGCACACCGUGCCCAGCCUGCUGAACGUGCUGGAGACCUUCGUUGCUGGUGUCAUCUUUGCCUUCCUCAGCAACACCUCCCUAUACCUGCACCAGCCGGCCCUGGAGUGGUGUGUGGCCGUGUACUCCAUCUGCUUCAUCUCAGAAGCAGUAACCAUCCUGUUAGAUCUGGGCGAAUGGGAGAACAGGCUGCCCAUCCCCUUCCCCAUUUUCCAACUUGUGCUCACCGUGUUCUCUGUCCUCCUCUACAUCAGUGCUCUUGUCCUCUGGCCGCUCUACCAGUUCUAUGAGGAGUUCGGCGGGCUGCCCCAGCGGUCCAGCGAUGUGAGCUGCAUUGAUGACCUCAUGUGCACCUGGGACCAGCGACUGGCUGUGGCCGUCCUGACAGCCAUCAACUUGCUGAUUUAUGUGGCUGAGCUGGGGUACUGGGCCCGCCAGGUCUUGUAGGGACUGAGGACCAGUCUGGAGACUCCUGAUCCUCUGCUCACAGGAGGUAUCCUCACUGAGCUCUGACGUCCUCUGAUGCCCUCUUCCUGGCUCCCUCUCUCCCUUCUCACAUCCUUCCCCAUGCAUCUCACUCUCUUUUCUGUUCCUUUUCUCCUUCUGCUCUGUCUCCUUCCUGUCUUGUGUGGUUGCCCACAUUCUCUUUUGCUUCUUUCUUUUUCUUCUCUCAUUUUUUCUACAUUUUCUAUUUUUUGGCCCUUUUCUGGUUCUCUUGUCUCCUGUGUCCUGACCACCUCUCUCCAUUUUCCUUCUUCUGACCCAUCAGGACCUGAGAGUCCUUCCUUCUCUGCCCACCGCCCCCUCCUGCCUCGUAAGGUGCGGACUCCACAGCACACAGCCCUCUGUGCAGCUGUUCACACCCUGGGCCUCCGGAGGGGCCUCAUUGCCAAAGUGUGUCUGUCCCUCUGGGGGUGAUAGUUGGUGUGUUUAUGGGGGGUGUAUGGGUAUUGGGGGUAGGUAGGUUCUCAUUUCUGUUAGUGGAGGGGGCUGUACAGUGCACUUCCCCUUUAAGUUAAAGAAAAUCUCUAGAGGUCAAUAAUGUCAAGUGGGCAGGAAAUUUGAAGCAGAGACCUUAGAUUGAGACCCAACCUGUUGCACAACCCCACCAGAGAUUGACUGGAGAAUUUUCCCAGGCUUACUAAUUAUCUGCUGCCUAGAGGGUGUCUUAACAGAAGUGUCUUAACCAAUCCAGCUCCUCUCUGGGCAAAUUAAAAAGGAUCUAGGAAAAAAACCACAAGGUCUUGAAGACACCUGUCUGCAGUGUUGGUGAGGGACGGUGAUGUGGCCCUCCUGCCUCAGUGAUCAAAGCAGCAGGUCCUUCCUCUGCAGGGAGAAGAGCAUGGUCCUGCCAGCCUUAAAGGGGAUGUUAGCCUGCUUUUCUUUUGUCCUAUUCUUUUCUUUUUUCUGAUCAAGACAGCAAAAAUUAGUAGGUGACCCUAUUUGUAAAGGGAAAGUUUCUUUUCAAAUUUUCUCCAGUGGGCAGUUUGGGGGGGUAGCAUUUGACAGCAUUGACAACGCUGAUGUCAUUGUCAUAGAAACUGCAUGGCUUGAGUGUGUGGUGCACACACAUAUGCUGAAGCAUAAUGUGAUCUAUGUAAAUACAUAUAGUUUAGAGAAACUCCACAGAGCUUUUCGUGUCCAUCAUUGUCUCUGCUCAAUCACAUAGUCUGUUUCUCAAUCACAGAAAAAGACUUCUACCCCCUCCCACAUUUAUAGUGUCCUUUUCAAUUUCAAUAUAAAGAUGAAGGAAAACAAAGAAAAACCUCCACAAAAUCCAAAUAUUCUAAUUGCCCCAAAUUUGCCUAGGAUUCAGAAGGAUUCUAUCCAACUUCCACCCUCACCCAAACCUGGGUUUCGUGGAGCCCCUUCCACUGAUGCCCCACCCACACCUGGACCAGACCCUCGGUCACAGGUGGCCCAGCCUGGGACACAAGAGGUUAGGCCCACCCCAGUGCCAGCUUCCUGUGCCCGAACUCUUAAAAGGGCCAGGAAAGCACCUGGACGCCUCUCUUUAAGGGUGUGUGCCUGCGUGCAGGCUCAGUGGGUGUUUUUGUGCGUCUCUGUGCGUACCUGUAUAUGUGCCCGUGGGUUCCACUGCACUGAGGCCAGUAGCAGUUUGUUUACAGGAACUGGUGACUGGGAAGGCACCAAAAGAACUCUUCCUCUCUUCCUCUCAAAUGCAAAGCCUCAGAGCCCAACAUCCUGGUGUCACCAGGCCCAGAGGGACCCGGCAAGCAGAGCUGUGGGAGAGGGGCGGGGAAGGCCCCUGCUGCUGCCCCUCACUCCUGCGCUGGGAGGAAGGACCCCCGCUGCUGCCCCUCACUGCUGCGCUGGGAGGAAGCCUGGGAUCUUCACCCACAGGCAGGUGUGGUGGAGGGGGAGGGCUCCCAGGAGGCAGUUCCCAUGGCAGGUAAAACUUAAGAAGCAAUGAAAUAGACUUGCUAUUUUAAGACAAGACAAGAAAAAUUUAAACAUAAAUAUUUUCUCUGCCCAUUUGAACCUUCUCCCUCCCCUCUGGUGUGCAUUGUGUAUUCGCAUUGUGUAUAAAACCUACCUUCACAAGGGCAGAAAUACCUGCUCCACCAUAAAGAUCAAUAUUUCUGUUCUGGGCCCAGUCAUGUGACUCCUUAGAAAAUACUACUACUUACAAAUGACCUUAUUAAUGUCACUACUUUAUUACUUCUAUUCUUCCUGUUAGACAAGGUUCUUGUUUCUUGCUUUCACAAUGUGUUACUGAGCCCCUGAAAAAAACUAAUGAUUAACUGGCUUGAAACGAUUGACCUGAUGUAUAAUUCUAAGAUCACUGAUUGUAAUAGUGUGACUCUGGAUUUGGGAAGAAGCAACAGGAAGGAAACAUUUCCUGGAGCUGACAGACUAGUAAGACAGUUGGUCCAGAGGAUUUUGGCUACUGUUACCAGGACUAGAUGAGUAAUUGCUUGCUGAGUAGCCUAUCAAUGAAAUCUUUACCUGACCAGGGAAUGAGCAUUCCUAGCAUCCUGGGGCAAAUUGGUCAAAAACACCUCCCAAACUUUAGCUGAAAUUAAGACAGAAACAAAUGGAGAAUAUUGAGUAGUAAAAAAUGUUGCCCACCACUGGGUUCUACAAGAAUCAAGUCAUUAAUCACUGCAGUCACUGACCUAUCCUGAAAGUAAUCUACCCUGAAAUGAAUUCAGUGUGGAAAUCAGGAAGAAGCACUUUAUGUUGUAGCAAGACUGGCAGAACCAGUCCUCAGAUAGAUAUUUUUAGGAGAAAUUUUUAUGAACCCAGUUUCUUGCAUCUUCCCAUACUUAGAAAAGCACUAAAUCCUUAACUCUAGUAUCUGACCCUUUUGAAGAACAAUAACUUGGCUAAGAUGUAUGCUUGGUUGCAUGUACCCUUCUCCAAAUCACACACAUACUGUCUCCAACCCUUAACUCUUCAGCACAGUUCUCACAGCCUUCUGAAAGACUGUCUCCCUGGUUAUAAUUCUUUGUUGACUUGAGUAAAACUUUUCACUCCUUUUUGAA
Messenger RNA from Bubalus bubalis (water buffalo), 4256 nucleotides. RefSeq names its product myeloid-associated differentiation marker. Lineage: Eukaryota; Metazoa; Chordata; Mammalia; Artiodactyla; Bovidae. The coding region runs from base 295 to 1194 and encodes 299 amino acids. The record is from RefSeq and is a predicted model, not a curated record. The transcript is spliced from 3 exons. Gene Ontology annotation, cellular component: plasma membrane; cell-cell junction.